Messenger RNA from Pelobates cultripes (western spadefoot toad), 17428 nucleotides. NCBI's taxonomy places the organism in Eukaryota, Metazoa, Chordata, Amphibia, Anura, Pelobatidae. The record is from the annotation of a GenBank genome assembly.
UGCGAUCAGGCGGUCAGCGGUAGGCGGAUCGCUGGGAACUCCAAGUCCCGUGAGUCUGUUCGGCGGCCGAGCCUCGCCGCUCCAAAACACACGCUGACAGCUGCUCAGAAACCAUGCCUCGGGCCCGGAGAGCCAACCAGUCCGCCAAGAAGGGCGGCGGGAGCCGCGGUGAGACCCGAGAUCGGGGGCAAGGGGCACGGGAAGGCAGCAGGGGGACCUGUCCCAAUGUAAUGGGGGGGGGGUAAAUAGGUAAGGGGGGAGGAGGGGGGGUGCAGUGUGCCGGGCCGGGUAUGGACUGGGUGCUGUCAGGGCUAUAAAUACCCCAUGUCAGUCACAGGACAAGCUUUACACCAGCUGGGGCUAAUACUGGGGCAAUAGAGGGGCUCCUGGGGCAGCUAGUGGACACGUGGGUGCCUGGUGUGUGUGUAAUAAAUACUUUAUAAUGUCCUCCUUGCUCAGCCUGCUUCCUGUGACAUAUGUUGUGACAUUAACUGUCCAGAUCCAUGUCCCUGGGGCCAUGAGACCCUGCUGUUUGGGGUAUGUUCCAGCCCCUGAUUGUUAAGGAAUUGUCAUUUCAAUAUCACUACCUAUUUUUUUUUUUUAUUUUUUUUUUACUCAUUUGGUUUAUUCUGUAAACUGUGAAUUCUGGACAAUUAUAAAGGGGAUUGAUUUUAGGUCUGAAAAAAAUAGCCAGAUUAGAAAGAAAUCUCUGCCAGUCAGGGAUACAUGACCAGGCAUAGGCACAUUUCAUGCCAAAUCAUCUGAGUUGAGGAAACAACUCUCCAAAUACAGUUAUUUGUUUUUUGUUUUUGCCAUCUCACACCAAAAGCCAUUUUGGCAUCUGGAUCUGUUUUCCGCUAUACACGGCUUAUGAGAACUAAGAAUUCUCUUUUUUUAAUUCUCAACAAUUCUUAGUUUAACAGAGUUUGCCCAGAAAGUUUUGGCACAUGUUGCUGUGAUGUGGCUUAAAGGAAAUCCUGGCCAGAGCGCUCAACUAGGGGGUUGCUAAAAUUAAUAUGAACAGUUUGGAAGCCAUGAAUUUGUUUGAGGUUUUUUUGCAGAGAGAGAGAGAGAAAAAAAAAAAAAAUAUAUAUAUAUAUAUAUAUAUAUUCAAAACAUCAUCAGGGGUGCACUCUCAGUUCUUGUGAAAAUACUUAGUGAUUUUAAUGGCAAAAACAAAAAGGUACAUCUGUAAUACGAUCAACGUUUCGACCGCUAAGGAUCUUGAAAAAGACCCUUAGUGAUUGAAACGUCGAUCGUAUUACAGAUGUAAAAAACAUUUUGCCAUUAAAAUCACUAAGUAUUUUCACAAGACCUGAGAGUGCACCCAUGAUAUUAUUUGGAUAUAUACAACGUGGGUAGCACCUAGGCGAUUUUCUACUAUUCAUUAUUGACCAGUAGCGUGCCAAGCUGUAUUUGUUUUGUGUGUGUGUGUGUGUGUGUGUAUGUAUGUAUGUAUGUAUGUAUGUAUAUAUAUAUAUAUAUAUAUAUAUAUAUGUGUGUGUAUACAAAGUGCCCCUGCAGGUGAUAAUUUAUGUUCUUUUGGUAAUUAAAUAACAUUGUUAUGGAUAAUACCCAAACUCUCCAAUCCCCUGUUAUCCCAAUAAAGCCUUAUAUCCUCCUAUGUUUACCUUCCCAACCCCCAUGGAUCCACUGACCCCCACCACCCCCUCCUCCCCUUGCAGGCUCCCUGAGACAGGAACUGCUUCAGCUGAAAGUGUCGGACAAACUGAACCAGUUUAAAGGUACAAGUUGUGCCACUAGCAGCAUGUGUCUCUGUCCAUUACAAUGAAACUCUAGCUAAAAUACAAGCUUGGAACAUUUUAUUUAUGAACAAACAGAGACAAAGUUUAUUCACUAAAUGUAAAUGUUUCAAUCAAUACAAGACCAAAAAUAAUAUAUUGCACAGUAGUUUGCCUUUGCUAGUCUUUGGAGGAUGUCAGAUACUGCACUUACGUAGUAUUCUUAAGUAGAAUGUGAAAAGGGCAGCGGAAAUGGUUUUACAACUGCUGUAAAGUGUAACAUGUUGUGAAGAUAUGGAAUAGUUUAAUUCAUUACCACACACAUAAAUCAGCAAUUGACACUAUACAUUUUUUUGCUGACACUGUGUAUUUUCCCCUGGAUUCUUAUGCUGCUUGUUGCAGGCUGUGUAAGGGGAAUCGUGAAACAUUUUGUGAUUUGCAUGAAAUGCCAGGCUAUGCGAUGGGUUUUAUCCAGAUUUCUCCAGAUUGUGUGAGCUUCACUCUUAGAACUGUUUUUAGGGCAACCAUAUAUGGCUAUUGUUAUUUGUAUCUUAUAAGGCCAGUGUUAUUUUAAUAGUUUUUAGAUAUGGCUUUUGUUUUUUCCAAACCUCUAGUCCUUGUUAUCCCUUCUCCCUCGCAGUACUAGAAAGUCCCUAUUUCUGGUAAUUAUUAUAAUUAGUUUAUAUACCACCCACCAAAAAAAAAAAGUCCAGUGAAAAAUGCUAAAGUAUUCUGCUGCUGAUAUAUUGAACCUUUAAAGUACAGUGCCCAAUUUUCUAGAUAUUAAAAUAUGCAGUUGUAACCUUGAGCAGGAUGAUUUCGUUUACUCUCCGGUUGGGACUGUUGUAUAAACUGACCGUUUCUCCCAAAGGGUGAAAUUCUAUCACAGGAGUUAAACCAAACUCUGGUAAUUGAAUAGCAAUCCUCCCAUUGACAUCUAUGAGCAAAUUGCAAUUCAAAUACCAGAAAUAUGCUUAUGUCUUCUAAUAGAAUCCAGUUUUUAGUUAACAGGUCUAAGAAUAAAAUAGUCAGGUUAUGAGACAUAAAUAUAUAUGUGUUUAAACACUUGGUAGUGUUGAAAUAUAUCUACUCUGUUAAAGAAGCUUGUGUUUUAGCUAUUGAUUUGCAAAAUGUCAUGCUUUCGCCAGUCACCACCAACACCAUCACUUCAUCCUUCUCAUGCAUGUACAGCCAUUGUGAAAAAUGUACCAGAACGUUUUUAUUCAUUGUGAAUGGAUUGUAUUUAUGGCAACAAUCUGUUCUCUGCGUGUGAUUGGGUAGUUAGCUUUGUACUUAUGUCCCUGAAUUUAACUGGAAACGCUAUUCAGCUUGUCACAUGUCUGUCAUACUGUAGGCAGUAUAUUAUCCUUUUGCAUAUGCACAACAGAACAGAAAUGCAUUGUGGGCUGUGUUCUGUUAAUGUAAUUCUUGUUCUCCAACAGAAGGUCAUGCUAUGUCACUGAAGACAGGUAACCUGAAGCACCAUGGGGAAAAUCAGUUCUAGGAAUAGAUUUUUUUUGGAGGACCGUAGUUUUUAUUUGGUCUAGUCAGGAGAGUAAUGUAUCUGAGCAUACAUUGUAGAGAGAGAGAGAGAGAGAGAGAGAGAGAAUAAAAAGCAGGAUUAGUGGAACAGAGAAGGGUGUUAACGGGGGUUAGUCCUGUCCUCUGGAGUAAAAAAAGUGUAUCGGGGAUUGAAAAUAGUGACUGACCUGAAUGUAUGAGAACCAUGCUACUGGAAGGGCUGCACGCAAGAUAUAUUUUUUGUUAGGAAAAUAUACUGGGUAUCUCAAGACCUGUAUUCCCAGAGUAGUCCCUAUUAUUAUUAUUAUUAUUAUUAUUAUUAUUGCCAUUUAUAUAGCGCCAACAGAUUCCGUAGCGCUUUACAAUAUUAUGAGAGGGGAUUUAACUAUAAAUAGGACAAUUACAAAUAAACUUACAGGAACAAUAGGUUGUUAGUGAACAGGACUCAUUGUGAAAAUAGGGUUGUUAAGGAACUGCUUUUUUAUUUUAUUUUUUUAUGAAAUCGUAUUAAAAUGUUUAACAAUUAAACUACUUAUUUAUAUGGUAGUAUGUUAAAAUUUUACAGGGAAAAAUACAUUGUUUACUUUUACCACGUUUAGUUACAUUUCUCAAAAACUGCAGAGCUCUUUCAGCUUGCCAGGUGGGUAAUGUGAUCCUCUUUUCACCAGACUAGAUACUUUCAGUUUGGGCCUCUAGAACACAUUUAAAGGGACACUAUAGCCACCAGAACUACUACAGAUGAUAUAGUGAUUCUGGUGUGUAUAGUAUGUCCCUACAGGCUGAGCAAUGAAAAUGCUGCCAUUUCUCUGUGUUUACAUUGCUGCCUAGUAACACCUCUAGUGGCAGUCUCUCAGACAGCCACUAGAGGUGCUUCCUAUUUCAAAGCUGCAUUGUAUGCAGCGCCUAUGUUCAGCGUCUCCACGCUCUGCAUGGAUUCCGCUCACCAAUGAUGAAUAUAGACUCCAGUGGUGUAUGGCGACCAAUAUAUUCAUUAAAAUAAACAAUAGAAUGGUUCUAUGCGUUUCUCCCGUAUCUGGCUUCUUCAGCGUCCGCAAUUAAAAAGCACCUUCAACAGAUGACAAUUUUAAAAAGAACCAUAAUCCUACUCUUCCCAGAGUACCUCUUAAAGCGGCACUGUCAUGCUGUACUUACCUUUCUUUAAUCGAUUCCUCUUCUCUCGCUCUCUCAGAAUCUGUUCUUCAUUUCUUCCUGCCUGCUCUAGUUUUCUUUAAAACAUAAGACAAAGUAGGGACUAUUUGUCUUAUGGAGGUUUCCUACGCCUGACCAUCUCUGACCAGCGGAGGAGCAAAGUGUGCUUCAUUUCCGCUGUCAGAGAAAUUUUCCCACAAUUCUAAGCUUUCCUCCAUGUUCCCGCAAUGCUUCCUGUCAGUAUUGCCGAACGUCCUGUUAUUUAGACAGAACGCCGGCAAAACUACCGAAUUUCGUCCUAACAAGCCCUUAGUCACCCACCACCCAAAUAAAAAAAGGGAUUCGGCCAUGACAGUGGAGCUUUAAAUGUUGCUAAAGCUUCUCUUAUUAGUGUUGCCGGAGGUGUGUUUGGGUGUCUUCUCCAAUCACCCCCCUCGUAUUUUUCUGCCCACUGUCAGUUGUUACCUCUCCAUCUUGAUUCCUUUUGAAUUUCAAAUGCUGAACAUUCUGUUGCGUUCGAUCCUCAUGCAUAGUUCUGGUUUGUUCUUGCGUGUCAAAUUCUGCCCUGUAUUCCACCUAGGGGAAGUAUGACUGAUCUACUAAACUUAGACACAGGCAGUAUUACAUAUAUACAAAAAUGAGAUUUUAUUCGUACAUUUUAUUGAUACCAAAAUCCCGGAGUAUUGCAGUAUGCAAUGAUACCUUUUUUUUUAUUGGACUAACAUAUUUAAAAGACAAGUAUUCUGUUAGUCCAAACAAAAAGGUAUCAUUGCAUACUGCAAUACUGUGGUAUUUUGGCAUUUGUCUACUGGAUCAAUACGGCUAAUCCAAUCUACACUAUAUAUAGAUAUAGACCCUGAAGUUGUAGGGGUGUUACAGCUGAAAUUGCGACCUUGAAGAAUCCCGAUAUGGUGGAAAAGCACAGGACCAUGAUAAAUAUACUUGUUGCCAUACACCACUGGAGUCUAUAUCCAUCAUUGGUGACAAGAAUCAGGACAGGCGGUGGACCCCAGCUCCCAUGCUAGGGAGGGACCCUUAAUACGCUGUGAUAUACUCAGUGCAAUGUUAAUGCAGAGUUCUAUUGGACCGAAACUGUAUUACACUAUUGCAUAUUUCUUUCUUUUUUUUUGUUAAUAGCUGUAUCCUUAUAUUGUUGUUUUCAGUGUUCAUUAAGCUGUGUCAUAUGUUUGUUCUGUUUACACAUUGCACACAACCUCACUGACCUGUGUUUCACCUAAUUCUAAUUUAUCUGUUUGUUUUUGUUGGUUAUUCUAUUUGCUGGCCUCUGGCUGGUGCUGUUAUAUUGUAUUCCAUGGUUCUAAUGCUCAUAAAUAUUAUGUUUCGGUUGCAAAAAAAAAGCAAAAAUUACAUUGGACUGGAUAGAAAUAAAAUGUUAAAACAUAUUGUGUAAAACUGGUGUAAACAUUUUUUUAUUAUUAUUUUUUUUUUUUUAAAUCCUUUUUGACUCCCUUUCUAUAUUUCAGGCUCCCGCCCAGGAACACGUGCUGAGUCUGAGGCCAGUGAUGACGAGGCAGCAAGUGAUGUUCUCAGUCACUGCAGCAGUGCCAGUGAAACUGUCAGCUUGGCAGAGGAUGGCACAGGUUAGUCUGUAUAUGUUCAGCACAUUUACAAGGCAACCAAAGUUUAAUCUGUCCAUUUCCAGCCUUAAUGUUUAGCUCUUGGUUUUUCUUUACACUAAUUCAGUAGAAAUGAGGGUCCAUUGAGGUUAGGGUGUCUGGGAGGUACCUGGGAACUUCUUGCCAGCAUGCACUGUGGAAACUAAUGUUAUCAGCACGGGAAGCCUAGAGAUACCCCUCUGGUUGGCGCUGUUCCUCUCUUAAUACCUAUCACUAGAUUGGUGCCCAGGCGCCCUCGGAAAAGUAAUUGUGGAGUCCACUCUGACUUUUCUUCACUAGGUUAGCCAAAAUACAAUAUGUUUUAUAAAACUUUUUAGGAUGACAUUUUCAUAUAUAACUAAGGGAAAAAUUAAGCUUCCUGGAUUGUAUGUUAUAGCCAAUAUGAUAAUCUUAAAACGUUUGCUGAUAUGUCUACAAAUAAAUUAUUGCUUUUCUCUAUUUGUGAUUUUUUUAUGUGGCUGUCACUAUCCUUGAAAACCUGAAUAAAUUGUACAGAAAGUAGCUUAAAAAUAAAUGUUAAGUUACACGAUCAGCUAUUUUCAUGUGUACAUUUGCAGCCUUGUUAUAUAUUUUAAUUGUAUUAAAGCUAAACCUAUCCAAGGAUUAGCCAUGGCAAUUUUAUACCAGACUACCUUUGGGUUUGCUUAAAGGGGCACUAGACUUUAGAAAUACACUUUUGUAUUUCUAACACUACAGUGUUCCUUUAAGUAAUAUUCUGGGAUUUUCAUCGGAAACUAAUCUAGAGUUGACAUUUUAUUUACUGCAUUGUUAAGAUAGUUAACAUCAACAAAUGUGCAGAUAUCACCAAAACAGUGUCUCAAUCAAACCUUUUGCAUCUAAAUUUUUCUAGGACAAAGCGGAGUAUAUCCCAUAGCAUGUGGUUUCCUGCAGUGUUUCUUUAACUUGCAAGGUCUUAUUUAAACAGUGAUGUUAAUUAUUUUGAUGCCUUUUAAGACACAUAAUAGUCUUUACACCAUGCUCUUACCUACCACAACCCCCAGGGCUGGUUAUUGUAAUCUCUAAAAUAAUAAUCUAAAUUUCUAUUUCAAUCAGCAAUGCUUGUGUAUAAUAUGGACCCUUCGCCGUUCUUUUUGCACCAUAAUGACUGUGUUAUUCUACAGGGAACGAGUUACAGGAUUACCAAUCUCAGCAGGAGCAACGAGAGGACAAGUUUAAAGAGGAUAUAGACAAUCUGAUGGACAAAAGGUGAGAAGUGAUAUAUACCAGAAAAAAAUCUCUUGAUGUCUGAUCCAUGUUAUACAAAGUUGUCUUUAUUUAUUGUAAUGUACAUUAUUGGUUCACCAACCAGUACAGAGUUUAAAGUUGGCGUUGUUCUAUUGAUAUAGUAGUAAUGAUAAAAGCUUGGUCAAUUAUUAGCACUUGAAAGGACUGUUUUUGAGAACCUUUGUUUUCCAUCAACAGUGCUAUCUUUUUUUUUUUCUUUUUUUUUUUUGUGAGAGCACUCGUGCCUGUGUCUGACCUCUGAACACAUACUUGUAGUCAAAUGUUUUUGUGACCUAAUCCCAUUCUAUAUUUGUAGCAUCAAGACAAGACAGAUAGCUUUGACCAAUCUGCGCCUUACCCUCUCCUCUCAUGUCCUUGGUGAUGUUCUUACAGAAAGACGGAUUACCCUCAUGGAUGCUCUGGAGCGCUGCUUGAAGAAAGGUAAUAUGUGGACAGUCUGCAUUGUAAGGUCCACACAGCACUGGUUAUGGUUCUGGUGUCCAUUCUGUAAUAGUAUACUGUGUGGAAGCCAGAACCCACUUGUUAAUGUGCAAAGAUUGAGUACCAACUUGGACCCACACAGGAAAGUAGAAAUUGAGAAUGACUCCCUUACACCUAAAUAAGAGAUGACUGCCAAUUAUUCCAAUUAAAUAAGGACCCAGAAACAUUUCAAUCUUGUGACCAUUGUAAAGUCUCUGUUCAAGCUUUGCUAAACUCAACAACAACAAACCAUGUGAAAUGUCUAAUUUUCUUAAUUUUGCACAUUUACAUUGCUUUCUCCAAGAAGUGUCCAACAAAUCCCAGCACAUUUCUAUUUGUCUGUCGAGGCUGAAAAAUAAAAACUGUAGGUGUUGCUGUAUCAUUGCUACCUGGCCAGAAAGAGACUUUAUCCAUUUAGUCAUUCUACAAUGAUGUGACUACAUGUGAUGUCACCACUGGUUCAUCUUCUUAUAAUUUUGGUCUAUCAAUUAUUUGUUUUGUAGGUAAAGAGGAGGAACAGUCUCUGGCAGCCACAGUGCUGUCUCUGCUUUGUUUACAGCUAGGCUCGGAUCCCGAGGGAGAAGAAGUCUUUCGCUGUCUGAAACCCCUCCUGAUCAGCAUCCUUACAGACACCAGUGCAGGAUUGUCUGCUCGGCAGAGUGUAAGUAGGAAAGCUUCUCAAACAGCCAUACAUGCUUAGUGGUCUCUGUACUCUGCACUGGACAAAACAAGAUUAAUGAAACACACUUGGUGCAGCAGUAAAUGCUACAUUAGGAGAUGUGAUGGGCACACAGAAAUUGGUCAAACUAUUGUUUACUGAAUUUGGUCAUUAAAGCUUGAUAUUUCAGAUAGUAAGGUUCUUAUGCGAGCAUAGAUUUCUGUAAGUGUAAUUUGGUAAAGCAAAAUAGAGAGGUUUUUAUUUGGUUAAUGCAAAGUUUAAGUGUUUACAUCAACUGAUACAUGGUAGAUUAAACAUGUAGUAAAUAUAUUUAAAUGGUACAUGUGUUGUUUACAUUCCACCCACCCCAAAAAGUAUCUUACCUUCGGAUUAUUUAUUAUACACAGUGGCUUGUCGCUCACACAGCCUGUCAGGGCAAUUUAUGUUACCCUGUUCAACAUAAAACUAUUUAUUUUUUUAGCAUCCACCAGCCACAGUGGUUAUAAUUCCAACAAUGUCCUGAUGCCCUCCCAAAGUCAGUAAUCAGACGGACCAUUUAAGAAUGGUUUGACAACUUUUACCUGGGGUCCGUGGGACCACCACCUCUGAAAUCUACUCUGAAAUCAGGAUUUCCUGCACGGUUCUAAUCCUGGUGAUGCAGGUAUGUGUUCAUUGGCUGACAGCAUUCAGCUGACACUCUCGGCCAAUGGGCUGAUUCAGACCAACAGGGCUUAGCUCAGGGAGCUAAAGAAAACUUCUUCAAGGAGCUUCAUGCUCAAGAAAAGCCAACAGCAGACCGCAGAUAAGUUUGUCAAUCCGUUCUUAAAUAAAUUGACUACACACUGUGGGAGUCCACUCCUAGCACCAUAUUGGGGCUUGGGGUGUUACUUCUAACAGUUCAUUAUUUAAUACUAUCCACAAUCCUAAUAUUCUGUCUAUUUCCUGACACUGAGUGGGUAUGUUAUACCAUUUGAAAGACACUUGUCUGUGUUGUCUGAUCUGUGUUUUGCCUUGCAUCCUAACAUAAAGAAAAGCUGCAGGGUAUUAUGUUUCUUUAAUGUGAAAAAGCUGGAUUUGAUGGUGAAUGUACUAUAGAGCAGUAGUGUUUUGAGAAGUAAUACACAAUCAAUACAAUCUUAGAACCUUGCACUAAAAACACCAAAAAAAUAGAAAUGCUAAAUAUUCAUAAAGAGAAACUCACUGGUUGAUGAAAGCAAAGUUCUUUAUUGCAAAAUGUUAAACUCCUCUUGAACAACCACAUCCAAAAAUAUUUCAUUAGCUAAUGUCUAGUGUAGUCUAACAUUGGUUGUUGAAAUAUUGUGGCUUUGUGAUUUGUUCAAGAUGCUGUUUAAGGAUUUUGUAAUAAAGAACCUUGCUCUUACUGACUAGUCUUGUAGGCAUUUUACUUUUAUGAGGACUUGUAGUUGAAAGUAGGGAUCGACCGAUUUUUUUUUAGAGCCGAUAAUCUGAGAACUUUCAGGCCAAUAGCUGAUAACUUACCGAUAUUCUGUACAUUUACCAUUUUGAAAAAAAUAAACGACUUCUAAAGGUAAAUGCACAAAAUAUACAUGCCACAUGUAGUGGAUGCAGUUUAGACAGGGGAGCUGUGUGUGUUUGUGUAGUGUGUAUGUAGUGUGUGUAUAUAAUAAAUGCAGAGUGUGUUUGUGUAGUGUGUGUGUGUGUGUGUGUGUAUGUAUGUAUAUAUAUAUAUAUAUUGAAUGCAGUGUGUGUUUCUUUAGGUAUGUAAUUUGUGUAAAAUGGGGGAGCAUUUUUAAUAAAAAAAAAAAAAUUAAAUAUGUAAUUUUAUUUUUUAUUCAUUAGCCCCCCUUCCCUGCUUGUUACCUGGCCAGGGAGGGGGGAUAUGACAAUUCCCUGGUGGUCCAGUGGCAUGGACUGUGAAGUGGGGGGCCCGCAGCAAGCUCUUACUUACCUUCCCUUCAGCUCCCCUGCCUAACUCUUGCGGCCUGUGUGCCGCGCGGAGCAUUGCCAUGGUAACCCGUGGCAACACUCUGACAGCUGCAGGACCUGCGAAAUUUAGACAGGGGAGCUCAGGGGAGCUGCUGGGAAGGUAAGUAAGAGCUUGCUGCGGGUCCUCCAGGACCGCCAGGCUUGUCAUGGGCCCGACGGUCCUGGUAUGUAUUAUCAGCAAUAUUGGUAUCUCUAUAGGCCAAUACCGAUAUUGCCGAAAAUACCGAAUAUCGGCCAGACUGAUAAUCAGUCGAUCCCUGGUUGAAAGGGUUAAAUUCAUCCUAACAAGCCUGACACCAGUAUGCUUAAAAUAGAGAAAUCAGAGCAUUUUUGCCAAACUAAAGAAUUGAUCAGAAUGGUGUCAGGGAUGAGCACAGUGGUGUUGGAAUUUUUAUCAAGUGUCCAUGGAGUUGAAAGUUAACUAAAAAUGGAUGAAAGUGUGUUGAAGUUAGGCAGUGCCAGCUUGCUAGUGCUGCUUGUAAUUCUUUAUUGCUUCCUCUUGAUUUCUCCUGUUUUUCAAUGAUUAUUCCUUGUCUCAGGCGUGGUCAUCACACGGCUGCUAUUAAUUAACUUUCAAAGUGAAUUUCACAUUUCAGGCCGGAAUAGUAGAAUUAGAAAAAUUCUCUGUCGGUUAAGCUUCCAGUUUGGCUCCUUUGGCCUGAAACUUUAAUUGCAUUAUCACAUUCGUGACAAACCCUGUUUGUGUCCUCAAUUACGGAUAAUUGUCUUGCUGUUUUCUUACAGUGUGCUACAUCCCUGGGUUUGUGCUGUUACAUUGCUGCUGCUGAUGCAGAGGUAAAAUAUUUAUCCUUCGUAUUUCUUAUAUCAACAUUCACUAGCAAAGGCAGGUGGAAAGCAUCCCUAUUGAAUGUUCUUUCCUCUGACGUCUCCCUCUCUUCUUGCCCAGGAUUUAAUUUCUAGUCUCUACUGUCUGGAGGGUAUAAUCACAUCUUACUAUACUGACUCUGGUGCCCCGCACACAGCCCUCCAUGGAUUACUUUGCUGUACCCUCCAGUCCUGGGCGCUGCUUCUCACUAUAUGCCCAGCCAGCCACAUCCAGAAAGUUUUAGAGAGGUGAGUGUAAAGGUUCAGUUGGAAAAACUUUCAAGCCUAACUUUUCACACAUUCUUGUAUUUGCUAUUGAUCUGAAAGUACAUCUUUAUACUGUAAAGAACCCUUUCCUCUGCUGUAAUUGAAAAUGUGUUUGUUUUUUCAGUUUAUUGAAUCUUGUGCUUCAUACAGUAAAUUUAUUGAACAGGUCAUAAGAUAGCUGUUUAUAGUGGUUGCAUGUAGAGAGGCGUUCCAGUGUUAUGCUCAGAGUUGCUCUUUUUUCCCCCCCCCCACUAGUCAUUUACCCCGUUUGCCUGGAAUGCUGUCCAGUGAGAAUGUCAACUUGCGCAUUGCAUCUGGAGAGAGUUUAGCGUUACUGUACGAAAUGGGACGUGAUAUUGAGGUGAGAAAUAACAUUGGUUAUUUUCCUCUGCUUUGUGUAUUCCCUAUCCAUGUGCUAUUUCUUUACUGAAUUGUCUCAUUAAGUUAUCAUCUGACCAUAUUUCAGUGUCCCACCAUCACUUUUCUCAUUGCAGGAGGACUUCUUCUAUGAGGAUACAGAUGAGCUAUGUGUGACCCUGAAAGCUUUAGCCACGGAUAGCAAUAAAUACAGAGCAAAGACUGACAGACGCAAACAGCGUUCUAUCUUCCGGGAUGUUCUCCAUUACAUUGAGGUAAGCAGUAGCGAUAAUCAGAUUGAAUGUUUUCACUUGCAGAUUCCAAGGUCACCUUGACUAGAUUCCCCACACUGUGUGUAAAUAUGGAGAUGACUUGGAUUGUCAUUAAAUUAUUCCAUGUUGAUCUUGGAUGAGAUGGUCUUGUUGAUGUAUUUGUUCUUAAAUUUAAAACAAGAAUGGAAGUGUUUUUUUUUUCUCUCUCUAUCUCCACCUCCCCCUGGUUUGUCUGAAUAGAGAGGACUAAAAAUCUUAAAUCAAAUAUUUGUCAUAAUGCAUUUUUCUAAGGUUCAAUCAGUUGCAAUUGAUACUGCUAUUAUCAGUUCUGCUUCUGAAUAUUAUUCAUUAGGAUCACUUUUCUAUUAUAAUUUGGCCAAAAAGCCAAACACUACCUUCCCAUAUUGUUGAUUCUGACGAUCAACUAAGCAGUGCGGCAGUGCAUAUGUGCUUGCAUCCACUGCAAUAUACAUAGUUUAUAGUGUAUUAAAGUAUAGUUUUCAACAUCCGUUAUAGAGGGCUAAUCACUUAAGUUGAAAACCAAUGUACAAAAUGUGGACUGAUAUAGCAAAGUUUAGAAGAAGAAAAAAAAAAUACAUGUGGGGUUAUUUAAUCAAUUGAGAAUUGAAAGUGAAUUUCAAAUUCAAGGCCAAAAUAGCUGAACAGGAAAGAUUCUUUAAUGCUUCAAGUUUGGCUACUUAGGGACAAAUUCACCUUGAAUCCUUACUUUAAUAAAUAACCCUGUUUGUUAAUGAACAAACGUCCUUAGAUGGUUUACCAUUGUCAAUGUUCCCUCUUCCCCUUAUUUAACACUAUCCAUGGUUUGUUACUCUUGCAGAGCAGUGAAUGCCAAGAAGAAACAAUAAAGUUUGGUUUGGAAGCCAUGUAUAUAGACAGCUGGGCCCGCAGGAGAACAUACAAUUCAUUCAAGGAGGCUCUGGGUUCUGGCAUUAGACAUCAUCUACAGGUAACAUCACAGCUCUGUGUAAAACCUCUAUUUGUGAUAUAGAUAUAGAGAUAUAUAUAUAUAUAUAUAAUCUAAAACCAUCAUUGGUCCAUGGCUAAUAUGUUUUAUAUUUUCCCCUUUCUGCUGUCCGUAGUAUAACGAGGUUCUGCGUGAUAUAUUCUCCUUGGGAGCCCCUCUUGUACUGGAUGCAGCAGCAAUCAAGGCCAAUAAAAUUUCCAGAGUAGAGAAGGUACGUGCAAAUAUGUUUAAGAAGCACUCCACUUUGGCACCCACUCUCCUAAACUAGGAAGGUGUCAUUUUCUCUGGUAGAUGUCACUGGUGUAUAGUUUUUCAAUUUUUUUUUUUUUUUUGGAGGACAGGAUUUGAUCUUUCCUUGAUGUUCAGGUGAUAGCAUGUCUCUGUACUCUCUCUCUGCAGCACAUGUUCAACUCUGCAGCCUUCAAAGCAAGAACGAAAGCAAGAAGUAGAGUCCGGGACAAGCGAGCAGAUAUCCUCUAAUUGACCUCAUGCCUCACACAAGCCACUUUUUACGUUACCCGGGUACUCUUAGAUAGUACCCUUCCUUGGCCACCAUGAAUCUCCUGUGUGGAAAUUAACUUUUGAUCAUGUAUUUAAAAUACCAGCUCUUGCAGAAGUAGGAAAGUCCAGUAUUACUGGCAGAGUAGAUGUUAAAGAUGCUGAGAAUUACAGGAAUGACAGCUGGAGGUGCUCUUUUUUUAAAUUUUUCUUAAUCAGGACAUUUUAAUUGGAUUCAAUCACUGUGUGAUGGCUGCAAGCAGAGCUUCUCAGGACACUACAGUCUGUGAACUGUUUGUGCAAUACUAUAAGGGAGCCUUCAAGGAAGGUACUGCAAGUCUUUGACUUACUUCCUCUCCUCGGAAAGGUGCUAUGGAGAUAACUCUGCUGCCGCCAAAACCCUACACCCUUUGGGACAUUUUAGUCAAUUUGCUUUCCAAAGGGCAAGCAAAGCAGUGCAUUGCCAUUUCCUAUUUAAUGGCCAUGGAAUAACAUGUUUCACACCCACUAUUGCGUUGCUUGCAGAUACAGAACCAAACAAAAUCUGGGUUCUCUUUGGAAUUUUCAGCAGCUGUUCCUAUAUUAAGGACAAUUAACUUCUUUUUUUGAGGGGGGAGGCAAGAGUUGUAUUAAAGGGACACUAUCAGAAACAUUUUGUUCUUUAGUUUAAAUUGUAAAAUAGAUUUUAGAUGUAGUUGUAGAUUAGAGUUUAUAAAAUUGUAACUACUUGAAUUAUUUCUUUAUCAAUGCCUUCCUUUACUCCUGUUUGCCCUGAUUUAAAAAAAAACAAAAAAAAAAACACCCUUUGCGCACAGGAGUCUUUGUACUGCUGACUCACUUAUAAAAUCUUUACAGCAGCCCUAAAGUAAAAGCAAGCUGCAGCUUGUUUUUUUUGUUUUGUUUUUUUUAAUAUCGGAAGAUUAGAAUGCGCAUGUGGAAGAAGAGUUUAAUAUAAACUGGAAUAUUUAAAGAAAAUGCUAAAAGUUAUUUUAAUGCACAAAAAAACAAAAUGUGUUAUGAAAGUGUCCUUUUGAGGGUGUUUGGAGAAUGUUAUUAAUUGUUAACCUUACCUGACCAUUGUCCUAAUAUUACAGCCUGUGAGGUACUGGGAGUUUGAGGAAAAAGCCCCAUAGAAAAUACUCAAAGCACAACAUUCCACCUUCCUCGGAUGUAGUGCAUUUUCUUUCAAGAACGUCAAAGCCUAUUUUUUGUAAUGAAGGCUUCUUAAUGGCCUCGCUGCCAAAUAGUUAAUUUUCCAUCAGGUUUGUAAAGUCAUUUCUUGGGGAACAAUAUUUCUGCAGCCUGUGAACAGGUUUCUGACACAGCCUGUGGUAAGCCGGUGAGAAGGUAUCGUCCCUAGAACCUCUUUUUCUUCCUUACAAGGCCUUUAAACACAUUCUUUAACAUGCUGCACAUGCACAGUAAUAUGGGCAUGUAUCUUUGUAGAUCCGUGACUGAUGAUCAGGCUAAGGACAUAAUCUGCCAGAUUCUACACUCCAGCCAAUCAGCACAGGCAGAGUGUUACAGGGUUAUUCAUUAAUAUGAGCAUUACAAGUAUAUUUCAAGGGUAAAAUAAGGGUAAAAUAACGGAACUGGGAGAAUUAUCUAAUUAAGAUAUGCUUCCACUUUUGCUGCUUUGGCCCUAACUUUGAAACUCACUUUGAGUUCUCACCUUAGUGUCUCUCACUACACUGAGAGGGGUUAUGUUUUAUGUCAAAUUAGAGCGUUUGACCGAGUUAUAGUCUUUUCCAUUGAUUUUAUAAAAAAAAAAUAUUAGCUGUCGGUGACCAGGACAGCCAGCAUGAUUAACACUGCAACAUGUAGGCUCUCUGCUUAUUUUAAAAUGGCAUCUGUCUUAAAACAUGUCCCAUUGUAUCCUUAUUCUGGUCACAUUCUUUGUUCUUCACUAAAGUGAGCAUUAACAUGAAUUUAAAGAAUAUUUUUAAUUUAAAGCCACACAGCUGAAUUGGAGAAUUUUUCCAGUUCUGCAAUUUUGGCCUUACAUUUGAAAUAAAUUUUUAAUCCCAACAUGUCUCACCUUUGUCAAUUUCCACAUCUGCCCUUAAUGGUGGCCUGUGUUAAUGAGGAAAUGGCACAUUUUUUGUUGGUCACCAAUCCUCUUAAACACUUUUGGAAUGCGCCAUCUCUGCCCCGUGUAACCUAUGCACAGGGUGGAAUCCGCUUCCCACGAUGUUCUGCUUGCACAUCCACAUUUAUAAGGAAAUCAAGGGACAUAUUUCUAGUGGAAAAGCCUUGCAAUUGAUGAACCGGAUGGGCAAUGUGUAUCGCACAAAUUGACCAUUCCUUUUCAAAGAAGUCAUGAUUUAAAGGGGAAAAAAAGUGUAGUGCCUCUUUAAAGGACAUUGAUCCCGCACCCCUACCUCUCUUUACAGCAGUGCCUGAGCAACUACCCAAACUACUCUUUACAUUUUCCAUUAUAUGUGCAUUAAAAAUCAGUUGGAAGGAAAGAAAAUCUAAUUUAUCUUUGUGGAUUUUAUACAAGAAGUUCUUUUAAAAAAAAAUACUUUUUGGAAUAAAAACCAAAAAAAAAAUAAAGUUUAGGGUUUUAAAUAAAUGGAUGUAAUAUUAAUAAAAGUCUUUUGUGUGGUUAAAAGUGGGGGUGAAGAAAACUACAGGACUGUGUCUGAUUUAUUUUUUUAUAGCAUUCAGUGUCCUCAUUUCAAACUGUUUAACAAUAUACAAAUGGGGGUAAGUGACCCAUAUAUAUUUGUAGCUAUGUGUAACCUUGAGGAUAACAAAUACUUGAUGUUCACAUGAAUGAAAUGUAUACCUGUGAAUCCCUAUUCUAUGGAUUUCAUCGAAAGACAAUUAAUCUAAGGACCAGAGAUUGUAUGCUGCUAUUUCCUUUAUCACAUUUUAUGUAUUUUUGAGAGCCAAGUUUGCAUACAUCUUUUGGUAUUGAUUGUAUAUGUCCAUGCCCCUCUUGAACAGGCUGUUUUAUUCUCUUACAAAGGGGUUUAUCCACUUUUAUUCCUCAACAGGGAAUUAAAGAGAACAACCUACAAGGAAAUGCACAUUCUAGACCAAAUCUGUUUGAUUACUCUGCAUUCAGUUGGUCUAAAUUGGCAGUUCUUCAAGGAAGCCUAUAGGCACCAUAGUCACUUCAAAGAUUGAAGUGAUUAUGGUACCUUGAGUCUGUGGGUGCCAGUUCUCGCAUUACUGCUAAACCGUUUACUCGCUGUAUAGCAGAGAUGCUCAAUCUCCUGCAGUCUGACCUCCAAUUACUAUAUAGUGAUGGGGAUGCUAUGCUUCAGUUUAAUGCCAUACCUAUUUAUACCAGGGAUUAUGGCCAGGGCCGGUGCAAGGAUUUUUGCCACCCAAUGCAAAGAUCCAUUUUGCCUCCCAUAUUCUCUGAGGUUUAGUUACUAUAUAGAUUCUUAUAAAUCUAUUUUUUUGCAUACAUUUUACAAUUUAGUUUUCAAUUUGCAAUUUGGUCUUUCAACUGCCCUUUUCCUCCAUAGUGAUCCUUUUUCUCUAAAUCUGUUUUUAUUGUGUAUCUGAUAGGGUUAUUCACCGAAGAUGAGAAUUGUCUGUAAUUCAGAGUGAAUUUCUAAAUUUAAAGCCAAAAUACAAGAAAUGGGAAAAUUUUACCAAGUAAUCUAUGCUAAUAUAGGCUACUUUGACCUUACAUUUUAAGUUCACUUGGAAUUCCCAACAAAUCCUACUUGAGUGAAUAACGCUGUCAGUGACUAUUUUUCCCUCUUUUCAUUUUAAUAAUAUAUAUAUAUUUUUUUUUUUCCUUCCUUUGUCUUUUCUGUCUUAAAACUUUAAGGACGGAUGCAAUUGUAUGAGUUCUGAACCAAAAUAAAACCUGAAAUUUGAAA